AUGGCUAUCUUCCUAUUCAAGUUUAUCCGGGGAAAGCUCCGAGAACGCGAAGCACAAAAAGCCAUUCCUACCACAGAUAAUUCACACUUAGUACCCGAGCGCACAUCAGCACAUGAGCUUCAAGAUAUUGUAACCAAUCACAACCACACAACCUCACAAGACUCAACAGGAAGUCAUGUCAACUUCCUUACUCCAGAAGAGGCAGCACAGCAGAAAUCUCAAGACCACGAAAACAAGAUUCGACAAUGGAAAUUGCUGUUAGGACUUGUGUUACCCAACUUCCUAGCUGCCAUGGAUGUCACUAUCGUCGCUCCAGCCAUUCCACCCAUAUCAUCCCAUUUCGACAAACUCUCCGGAAACUUCAACUGGAUCGUAGCAGCCUACACUUUGACAUUUACCACAUUCAUCCCGAUGUCUGGGCAAUUAGCAGACAUCUAUGGCCGCCACUUUGCUCUGCAGUUCGAAAUGUUCUGGAUCAUGAUAGGCAGUGUACUCUGUGCGUCAGCUCAAAUCUGGGUCAUGCUGCUUGUAGGACGGGCACUACAAGGGCUAGGUGCUGCGGGAAUCAUGAAUCUGAGCCGGAUUAUAUUGUCGGAUGGUACGACGCUGGCUGAGAACUCGAGUGGCAUUUCCAUCUUGUCGUUGAUCACGGUAGGACCGGUUAUAGGGGGCCACCUCGCAGACGCAGGCUGGCGCUACAUAUUCGUCCUCCCCAUAGGCGUCGCCGUCCUCGCCAUGGUCCUCAUCGCCCUGCUCAUGCGCAGAGAACUCGUUCAAGGCCGCGCAACAACUCAGUCUUCAACCUCUCACCACAAAAACUAUAUAUCCGGCCUCGCAAUCAUCGACUGGCCAGGCCUCACCACAUUCAUCCUAGGUGUUGGCUGCAUCGUCCUCGCCACACAAUGGGGCGGAACCCAAUAUCGCUGGUCUUCUCCCGCCGUCAUCCUGCCCCUCAUCAUCGGCACCAUCCUCUGCAUCCUCUUCUUCACCCACGAGUACCUCCUCGCCCCUAACCGCGCCAUGUCGUGCCUUUUCCCCCGCCAAAUUCCCAUGAUACCCUCGACGCUCUUCCGCAAAAGAGACACCACGCUCCUCAUGAUCAUCAAUUUCUCAGCGGGGAUCAGCAUGGUUUGCGCGUUUUACUUUAUCUCGUAUUACUGGCAGCUCGCGGAGGGGUACUCGCCUAGUCAGGCUGGUGUGCAGUUGUUGUAUUAUACGCCGGGUCUGGGCAUGGGUGUCUACUCUGCUGCUCUGAUGUGUAAUGUAUGGCCAGGCCAGACGUUCUUCCCCCUCUUCAUCGGGUCCGUGGUCGAGGCCGUGGGGCUCGCGCUGCUCACGUACUCCGUAUCUAUCAGAUAUACGACGCUGGUUAGUGUGUUCCUUGCCGUUGCAGGCGUAGGUACGGGGUUGCGCUUUAUGCCUGUUGCGCUGCAUGCGGCGGGUGUGUGGUCGACGCGCGUGCCUAGUAUGCAGUCGCUGCUUUCUUUUAUGCUCCCAUUGGGCGAGACUGUGGGCAUAUCCAUGAUGGGAAGUGUGUUUUCUAACAAGCUUUCUACUUUUCUGGCUCAGAUUGCCCGGCGUGCAGAUGGUGCUGCGCUGGGUGGCUCUGGGAUUCCGAGUUUGGAACUGCUGGAUAGCGUUCCGACAGUGGUCAAGAAAGAGGUGCGGGAUGCAGCGGCCAAGGCGGUUAUGUGGGCGUUGAUUUCCGUACUGCCGUUUAUGGGACUAGCAGUUGUUGCGGCGGUGUUCAUGGGGAAUGUGUGGAUUGGGAAGGCAGAGAAAGAGGCAAAGGAUGGGAAGAAAGGACAAAAGGCGGAGAAAGGAAAGGUCAUGUAUGGUGUUUAUUUGCUCGCGUGGUGUACGGGGAAUGUGGACCAGCGGAAAAAAGAUCUGGACGUUAAUAUGGAGCAUGAUUAG
Messenger RNA from Bipolaris victoriae FI3, 1917 nucleotides. RefSeq lists its product as hypothetical. Gene Ontology annotation, cellular component: fungal-type vacuole membrane. NCBI's taxonomy places the organism in Eukaryota, Fungi, Ascomycota, Dothideomycetes, Pleosporales, Pleosporaceae. Gene Ontology annotation, biological process: transmembrane transport; basic amino acid transport. Bases 1 to 1917 code for a protein of 638 amino acids. The record is from RefSeq and is a predicted model, not a curated record. Gene Ontology annotation, molecular function: basic amino acid transmembrane transporter activity. The transcript has 3 exons.